This is a messenger RNA of Mytilinidion resinicola, 873 nucleotides long. RefSeq lists its product as uncharacterized. Bases 167 to 676 code for a protein of 169 amino acids. The transcript is spliced from 3 exons. Lineage: Eukaryota; Fungi; Ascomycota; Dothideomycetes; Mytilinidiales; Mytilinidiaceae. The record is from RefSeq and is a predicted model, not a curated record.
ACAUGCCUUUCGGGCUAUAAUCAACCGUUUCUACAUUGCCUCAAUCAUUCAUUCAUUCGGUUCAUUCAUACACUCACUCAAGAAUCUACACUCUUUGCAUAAACAAACACUUCCCAAAAGCCAUCCUAGCAACCCUAUUUUCUUCGUAACGCGCAAUCCCUAAAAGAUGCACUUCUCAACCCCCUUCCUCGCCCUCCUCGCCCUUACCACCACCGCCCUCGCCGACCGCCCCGCCCGCCAAUACCGCCGCGACCCCUCGCCCGAGCGCUCCAACGCCCUCCUCCCCCGCAUCAACGUCGACCCCACCCUUCUCUGCGGCGACAACUACGUCGACUGCAACAACGGCUGGUGCUGCUCCGAAGGCGACACCUGCACGACGCUGCAAAGCGUGCCCGUGUGCAAGGAUCCGAGCCAGAGUCUCUUGGGAGGCACCGUACCAGCCUUCCCCUUCAAGUCUAUCGACCAAAUCAAGUCCUCGAUCGACGGCCUAGUGUCUAGCAUAUCAGCUGGCCUGGUUACAGCCUCUGGAGCAGCGCCGACAGGCACGGCGAAGACGACGGGCACAGCGACGGGGACCGCGGCUGCGGCUACCGCAACGGGUACUGGUGCCGCGGCGAGAUUAGGGGCGUGGGGCGCGGCGGGGGUGUUAGGGGCUGGGGUUAUGAUGGUUAUUUGAGCUUGAGAUUUGGCGGGGCGAGGUGGUGCGAGGUGGUGUAAAAAAGAGGUUGCGUGGCGGGUAGAUGAUGUAGGGGACUCAUACUUAUGAUUCUUUGCUUCGGUGGUAUUCGAAUUCCGCCGUCUCUCAUCCCUGCUUUCUUCUUGCUAGUCGAUGUCAAUAACGUCCUCAAUCAUAUUCCACAUCGUUGAUGAAUG